CCGUGGUGGGCCUCGGGCGGCCAUGGGCUCCCGGUCCCGCUCCCCGUCCCCCUCCCGGGAACGGCGUCGGAGGAGAAAACGUUCCGGAUCCGAGGAGAGAACGAGUCGGAGGAGGAGAAGGGAGCGGGAGGGCAGCUCUGAGGAAGAGAGCCAAAGAUGUCAGAAAAGGAAAGAAAAAAGUGGGGAACGUCACCACAAGAAGCACAAGAAAUGUUCCCAGGACCGCUUUCCCUCUUCAGAUUCUUCCCCAGAAAAACGAGGCCACAACAGCGCAUGGAGGAGGAAGAGAAGCCGGAAGCGUUCUGAGUCCAAGUCAUCUGUUUCCUUGGAGAUGUCGUCCUCGCCCUCCCAGUCACAGAGCUCCAGGGAGGACCUGGACGGGCAGCUCAGCCUCCAGGAGCGCCUGAGGCAGAAGGAAGAGAAGAAACAGCAGCGGGAGCUGAUGAAGGCGCUCGAGACACCUGAAGAGAAACGGGCCCGCCGCCUGGCCAAGAAGGAGGCCAAGGAACGGAAGAAGCGGGAGAAGAUGGGGUGGGGGGAAGAGUAUAUGGGUUACACCAACACUGACAAUCCCUUUGGAGACAACAACCUGCUGGGCGCUUUCAUUUGGAGCAAGGCUCUUGAAAAGAAGGGCAUUGGCCACCUGGAAGAAAAGGAGUUGAAGGACCGGAACAAGCGGAUCCAGGAGGAAAACCGCCUGGAGCUGCAGAAGGUGAAGCAGCUGCGCCUGGAGCGGGAGCGGGAGAAGGCCAUGCGGGAGCAAGAGCUGGAAAUGCUGCAGCGGGAGAAGGAGGCAGAGCACUUCAAGACGUGGGAGGAGCAAGAGGACAACUUCCACCUUCAACAAGCCAAGCUGCGCUCCAAAAUCCGGAUCCGAGACGGACGAGCAAAGCCCAUCGACCUGCUAGCUAAGUACAUCAGCGCCGAGGAUGAUGACCUGGCCGUGGAGAUGCACGAGCCGUACACUUUCCUGAACGGACUCACCGUCUCAGACAUGGAGGAUUUGCUGGAGGACAUCCAGGUUUACAUGGAGCUAGAGCAAGGGAAAAAUGUGGAUUUCUGGAGAGAUAUGACCAUCAUCACCGAAGAUGAAAUAGCCAAGCUCCGGAAGUUGGAGGCUGCUGGGAAAGGACCGGGUGAGCGCCGAGAGGGGGUGAACGCUUCUGUCAGCUCUGACGUGCAGUCAGUCUUCAAGGGGAAGACAUACAGCCAGCUGCAAGUCAUCUACCAGGGGAUCGAGGGCAAGAUCCACGCCGGGGGCCCCAACCUCGACAUCGGCUACUGGGAGAGCCUGCUGCAGCAGCUGAAGGCCUACAUGGCCCGGGCCAGGCUGAGGGAGCGGCACCAGGACGUCCUGCGCCAGAAGCUGUACAAACUGAAGCAGGAGCAAGGCGUGGAGACGGAGCCCCUGUUCCCCAUCAUCAAGAAGGAGCCGCUGUCCCCCGGCGCUGGCAGCAGUCAGAGGCUGGAGCUAGAGGAGAGCACCCCAGUGCAGCCGGGUCCCCCUUCCGCCGAGUCCGCGGCUGAGCCGGAGCCUGAGGCCAAAGCCGAGGGAGAUGGGGAGGCCGUGCUGAUGGAGGAGGACCUCAUCCAGCAAAGCCUGGAUGAUUACGACGCCGGCAAGUACAGCCCCCGGCUGCUGACCUCCCACGACCUGCCCUUCGACGCCCACGUGGUGGAAGCCGACGAGGACCUCCAGCGCCUGCAGCUCUCCCGGCAGCAGCUCCAGGUCACAGGUGAUGCCAGCGAGAGCGCCGAGGACAUUUUCUUCCGCCGCGCCAAGGAGGGCAUGGGGGCAGACGAGGCGCAGUUCAGCGUGGAGAUGCCCCUGACCGGCAAGGCCUACCUCUGGGCCGACAAGUACCGCCCUCGCAAGCCGCGCUUCUUCAACCGGGUCCACACGGGCUUCGAGUGGAACAAAUACAACCAGACCCACUACGACUUCGACAAUCCCCCGCCCAAGAUCGUGCAGGGCUACAAGUUCAACAUCUUCUACCCAGAUCUGAUCGACAAGCGCUCCACACCCGAGUACUUCUUGGAGGCCUGUCCGGACAACAAGGACUUCGCCACCCUGCGCUUCCACGCCGGCCCACCGUACGAGGACAUCGCCUUCAAGAUCGUCAACCGCGAAUGGGAGUAUUCCCACCGCCACGGAUUCCGCUGCCAGUUCGCCAACGGCAUCUUCCAACUCUGGUUCCACUUCAAGCGCUACCGCUACCGGCGGUGAUGUGGAGAGGGCAGGAUUCGCUAGGCGCCGGCACUGGUAGGGAGGAGAUCGCGGAUCGGUGCCAGCAGCCUUGGACCAAACUAAGAGGGCAGCUGCGCAGAGAGGACUGCCUUUCUCACACCCGGCAUCUGGAUUCCUCAG
This is a messenger RNA of Varanus komodoensis (Komodo dragon), 2368 nucleotides long. It is a transcript of the gene CACTIN, whose product is annotated as cactin, spliceosome C complex subunit. Lineage: Eukaryota; Metazoa; Chordata; Lepidosauria; Squamata; Varanidae. Gene Ontology annotation, molecular function: protein binding. The coding region runs from base 23 to 2227 and encodes 734 amino acids. Gene Ontology annotation, cellular component: cytoplasm; spliceosomal complex. The record is from RefSeq and is a predicted model, not a curated record. Gene Ontology annotation, biological process: negative regulation of innate immune response; mRNA cis splicing, via spliceosome. The transcript has 10 exons.